GAGUAAAAACUCCCAAAAACGCAGGUCUGAAAAUGUAGCUAGAAAACAGCCUUCCGGGCAUCAAAAUGAGAAUCUGACCGUUGGAUUUGAAGAGGAGUAUGUGAGGAACAACAUACUAAAAUUUGAGCACGAUCCGACUUUGUUUGGCCUUCGAUCCGGAGGUGAAAAGUUGCUGCUGUAGAGAGUGGCGGAAAUCUUCUUUUUCUUCCUCUUUCCUGCGUUUAGCUACUGCCAGCCCUCACUUCUUCCUUUUUUUUUCUCCCUUAUCUUCUCUCUUUUUUCUUUAGUUAGUAGCCACACACAACACAAGAGAAUGGGCCACUAAAAAAAACAAUUGGGCUAAAACUUUACACACAAAAAUAAACCCAAAUAUAAGAGAGAGAUUUAAAGUGUUGUCCAAUUAAAAUUGGACACUUCCUCCACGUAGGAGGGAUAUUUCCCAACAAAUAUUAUUCUAUAUCUUACCCUAGCACUUAUAUUUCUCACCGUCUUCCCUCUCUACUACCACCCUUUCCGCUGCACCAAUCAUCCUCUGGACUUCCCGGCGAAGCCGCUAGCCGAAUCAUCUUCCAGUCUUUCUCCGAUACCCGAGAAGUUGCUAGCAAAAGCACAAAGCGCCCCCUCUUUUGAAAGUGUGAAUAUUUCUUCCCCUCCCCGAGAUCUGGAAAAGGGUCUGAUGAAGCAGGGGGCUUCAAGAACAAGUGCGAUAUCUUUACCGGAGAAUGGGUUCCAAACCCGGAGGCGCCGUAUUACACGAACGAGACUUGCUACAGCAUCCAGCAGCACCAGAAUUGCAUGAAAUUCGAGAGGCCCGAUGAUGGGUACUUGAAAUGGCGGUGGAGGCCGGACGGGUGCGUGCUCCCGGUUUUCGAUCCCCGGGAAUUCUUGGAACUGGUAAGAGGAAAAUCUUUGGCGUUUGUUGGAGAUUCAAUUGCCAGAAAUCAUAUGCAGUCUCUGGUUUGCCUCUUAUCACGGAUUGCUUAUCCUAUGGACAUUUCCAACACGACAGAUGACAACCGCAAGCGUCUUGUGUACAAAGAUUACAACUUCAACAUUUCCAUGUACUGGGCCCCGUAUUUGGUCAAGACGGGCGUGACUUUUAAUCAGCAAAACAGCAAACUGUUCGAUCUGUAUCUAGACGAAUUCGAUGAAUCUUGGACAAGCAAGAUUGGAGCUUUUGACUUUGUAAUAAUCAAUGCUGGCCACUGGUUUCUCCGGCCCACUAACUUUUAUCUAGACGGUCGACUCAUUGGGUGCCUCUACUGCCCAGAACCCAACGUGACACACUUGACCAAAGACUUCAGCUACAGAUGGGCAUUCAGAACGGCGUUUCGGGCAAUUAACAGCUUGGAAAACUUCAAGGGUGUAACGUUCCUGAGGUCAUUUGUUCCCCAACACUUUGAGCAUGGUACGUUUGACCAUGGUGGGGAAUGUGUGAGAACAGAGCUGUUUCGCAGGAACGACACCAUCUUGAAAGAAUUUGAGUUGGACUUGUACCACAUUCAAAGGGAAGAGUUUGACAUUGCAGAGAAAGUGGGGAGGAAAAAGGGGUUGAAAUACAGAUUGUUUGAUGUGACACACGCGAUGUUGUUGAGACCGGACGGGCAUCCGAAUAAAUAUGGGCAUGGGCACUGGCAGGACCCGAACGUAACCGUCUUCAAUGACUGUGUGCAUUGGUGUUUGCCCGGACCAAUCGAUACCUGGAGUGAUGUCUUCAUAGAGUUGUUGAAGAGGGAAAGUUGAAGAUCAUGCACUGCAAGUUAUAACAAUGGUGAAGUUUUCUUGCUCCCCCCUCAUUUUCAACAGUAUUUUUCCGACUGUUCUACAAACUUUUGAUGUAAUGAAGUUGUACAUUUUAACAAAAAUGUUGUCAUUGUAUGACAACACCUAUGGUGCUCCAAUUAAAAAUGAUAGUUCUUAUCUUCCAACUCUCCUAAACCCCACCCCAACAUCCCCUCCAGAAAAAAUGCCAAUUGGUUAUUUGACAUUUUUUGGGAUGGGGUCGAGGGCAAGAGGGUUUAGGGUGUGGGUUAGGUGUAAGAACAAUAAAUUUUAUAAUCGGAGUACCGUAGUUGUCAAAUUAUGAGAACAAAAGUGGUUAGAAGAAGGGGGCCUGCCUGUACGAGUAUUUGUUCGGUGGGGUUCCCAUGACACUAGAAUCCUAUGUCACGGGAUGACCCGGGGGCGCUUAGGUGCCCUGUACGUAAAAUUGACGGUUC
This is a messenger RNA of Cuscuta campestris, 2219 nucleotides long. NCBI's taxonomy places the organism in Eukaryota, Viridiplantae, Streptophyta, Magnoliopsida, Solanales, Convolvulaceae. The record is from the annotation of a GenBank genome assembly.